Messenger RNA from Paramormyrops kingsleyae, 1936 nucleotides. RefSeq names its product general transcription factor IIA, 1-like (gene gtf2a1l). The record is from RefSeq and is a predicted model, not a curated record. Gene Ontology annotation, biological process: transcription initiation at RNA polymerase II promoter; transcription by RNA polymerase II. NCBI's taxonomy places the organism in Eukaryota, Metazoa, Chordata, Actinopteri, Osteoglossiformes, Mormyridae. Gene Ontology annotation, cellular component: transcription factor TFIIA complex.
GGGGCGAGAGUAGACAACAUGUAAAAUAACUGAUUUCGUGAGAGAUGUAAGGUUUAAAAGAAAUAGUGACGGGUCGUAGUAAUUACAAUGCUGUCAAACUCCAACACAGUUUCCAAACUAUACAUGUCAGUCAUUGACGAUGUGAUAGAGAGCGUCAGGGAGCUGUUUCAGGACGAAGGGAUCGAGGAUCGGGUGCUUGAGGACCUCAGGCAGCUCUGGGAGUCUAAGGUCAUGCAGUCAAAAGCAGUGGAAGGUUUUAUGAAAGGUCCCAUCAACCCAAACAACUUUGUGCUACAGCUUCCUGCAAAUUAUGCUCAGACCCUCCAUAAACCCACAGCCUCAAUCGUCAUUCCUGCUGGGCAGACUCUUCAGAAUUUCACCACCAAAGCAAACGGCUCUGGUGCACUCGCGACAUUUUCUCUCCCUCCUGGAGUGAGCUACCCCGUCCAGAUCCCAGCUGGAGUCACUCUGCAGACCUCGUCAGGCCACCUGUACAAGGUCAACGUUCCGGUGAUGGUGACUCAGGCCCCAGCCAGCAACCGUAUCCUCCCGCAGCCGAUCCAACACGUCAUGGAGCCGAGAGAGCAGGUGGCUCCCCAGGGUGCCGUGGCCAGUGUCGCCCCCUCCGCUGUCCUGCAGACGAUCCCUCCCCCGGCAGCUGACACUUAUACCCCUGCUGCCCCCAGCACGACCCUCCUCCACCCGUCCGAGCCACAGCCUGUCCCACACCAACAGCACCUCUUCCUUGGCCAGGGUGGUGCCCUGCAGCCUCCGGGUGCCCUGCAGCCCCAGCUGACUCUGCCUGCUGUGCCCCAGCCCCCACCGUUGCCUACCCCUGCCCCGGUCACUCCAGACAGCCCUGGGGACGAUGAGUUCACGCUGGAUGGAAUCGAGUUCAGCCCCCAGCCUCUCGACAUGAGCCAGCCGUCACCCUUCGCUGCCCAGCUGUCCUCGGGGCAGGCAUGCGGGGGGCAGCUGGGAGCUGGACGGGAGGAAGUGGGCCAGGAUGGGGGGGGCUCCUUGCCUGUAAAUGCUGGGGAGGCAAAAGCUCAGCUUGUGGAGCCUGCCAAGCUGGAGAUGGACUUAAUGAGGGACUUCAACUACAACGACCUGGAGGCCCUGCAGCAACUGGACGGGGCUUGUGACAGCACCUCGGAGGAGGAGGCUGAGGAGGAGGAGGUGGAGGGGGGGGCAGGGGCCGACGAAGAUGAGUUUCUGGGCAUGAUCAACGCAGAGGCGCUCAAGGCCCUGCAAGAGGCCGAGGGCAGCAGCGAGGACGACGGCUCCAGCAGCGACAGCGACGCCUUGGACGAUGCUGUGGAGGAAGUGGAGGAGGACCCCCUUAACUCGGGCGACGACGUGAGCGAGCAGGAUGUCCCGGAUCUCUUUGACACUGACAAUGUUGUUGUGUGUCAGUAUGACAAGAUCCAUCGCAGCAAGAACAGGUGGAAGUUCUACCUGAAGGAUGGGGUGAUGUGUUUUGGGGGAAAAGACUACGUUUUCUCCAAAGCGGUAGGAGAGGCUGAGUGGUGAAGACGGAGGGAAAAAGUGACGGCUGAGCUGCAUUUGAAGAGAGGAGCAAUGCCUCAGAUGCCAUGUGAAAAUAUUUAAUGGUUAGAGAGUGAAAUGUGUAGGAAUUAUACCAUUAAAGGUGGUAAACUAAGAAAAGGACCAUCAGCUUUUGUAUAAUUAGGUUUUGCAGUGAAAUUUCUGUUCUCUGUAAAGUUUGAAAAUGUAGGUAAAUUCUUUGGCAUUAGGCUGCCAGAUUUCUGUUUGUGAUCAUUUUGAGCUCUUGCACAAAAUGUGUGCGGUGAUGGCUGACAGAGUGGCUUAGAUCUGAAACUGCACUGUAUAGGAUUGUUUCAGGAUCGGCUGUCAGCAUUUUCAAGUGCCUGUUUCAAUGGUUUUUGUGCAAAAAAUAACAUUGACAAACACA